Messenger RNA from Pyricularia oryzae 70-15, 4344 nucleotides. RefSeq lists its product as uncharacterized. The transcript has 3 exons. The record is from RefSeq and is a predicted model, not a curated record. Gene Ontology annotation, molecular function: protein binding. NCBI's taxonomy places the organism in Eukaryota, Fungi, Ascomycota, Sordariomycetes, Magnaporthales, Pyriculariaceae. Bases 1 to 4344 code for a protein of 1447 amino acids.
AUGGCGGAUUUAUUGAGCAGAACUUGGAACGCCGUACUGGCGUGGUCAAGCUGGGCCGCACCGCUUGACCGUGUCAGCGGAUCCGGCAAGAUUUCCGCUGAAAGUGCGAGCCUUGAUUCUUUCAGCGGCUGGUCUGAUCCAACCAUUUUCAUCGUCUACGCCCACGACAACGAGAACCUAGGGGAUGCCAAAGCCGCCGUUGUGGGCCGCAUGAUAAGAUGGCUGCAAUGCUCCAGGUGCCGAGUUAUCUCGGAUAGAUCUCCCCUCGAUCCUCUCCCCGAUGCCCUACCCGACAAUGCGACUGUGCGCAACAUCCUCGACAGCCAAUUUCGUCUUUUGCCUUCCUCGAGCGAUCGUGAGAGCGUUGCAAUCGUUAUCUUAUGUGGGUCGGAUGUACUGGAGCAGUAUAUGCGACACCCAUUCACGUCGUCCUACCUUGAGAAGGUCCAAGAGGCAUACAAGAGUGCCCAUGAUCCCAGAGACAAAAUACGAGAUGUGGUAGAGGCCCAUGCAGGGCAGGCAGGAUUCCACCACGUCCUCACCGAAGUUGCCUUCCUCGACAUCAGAAAACAAGCACAGAAGAAAGAUGAUGGAAUUAUUUCCCUGGCUCUCAGUGGAGACCUCCCUUCCACCUACUUGGAGUUCUAUGACAGAUGCAACGUCGUUCUCAAACUCAAAGAGGAGAAAUGCAUUUCGAAUGAGCACAAUCUUUUCUUCAAGCUUCUCUACCAUGUAUACCCCAAAGAAGGCGCACACUCGGUGAUCAAGGAGUACGAGGAUUGUUACAACAGCAUCCGCGAUCACUUUCGCCAGCAGGCCCCGAAUACCAUGAACACGGCCAAGGAAAUCAUCUUGCCAAGCCUUCUCAGUGCUGCGGAGCGCAUCAUCGAAAACAGAACCGCUAAAGGCAGACUGGCUGGAUUUGUCAACAUUGAUGCUGAGCGCAAACUCGAGGAGGACAGAGUCCGAAUUCUAGGAAUGCUCCCUCCUCUACCAUACCUAGAUCGCAAGAACAGAAACGUUAUUCGAGCAGAGGACACAUGCGUCUGGGCCACAACGCAUCCAAAACUGCAGCAAUGGCAGACCGCUUCAAGUUCUAGCGUCCUGUGGCUUUCAGCGGACCCUGGUUGUGGAAAGUCUGUGCUAGCGAGACAUCUGAUCGACGACGUGUUUCCCGCCGCCUCACCCACGGCCACGAUCUGUUACUUCUUCUUCAGAGACGACUUUGAUGAUCAGCGCACCCUGAUUAAUGCCUUGCGGUGCAUAGUACACCAGCUGUUCCUACAAGAUCCCACAUUGAUCACUCAAGCAGUCAUCGACGCCUUCCAGAGGAAUAACAAGCUUUUGUCUUCUGAGGACGGACUUUGGGACAUUUUCUUGCAAGCUGCACAGAGCAAUCACUCUCAGGAGGUGCUUUGUGUGCUGGAUGCCUUGGACGAAUGCCCUGCACAAGACCGAGUGAUCUUUAUUCGGCAAUUGAGCCAGUUCUACAGAACCAACUCGACUUCCCGCCUCAAGUUCCUGAUCACAAGUCGUCCCUAUUCUAGGAUUGAGUCGGAUUUCCGCGGAAUGGAGCCCAAUCUAAAUACCAUACACCUUGCUGGUGAGAAUGAGCGCGAACUAAAACAGAUUGAAAAAGAGAUCGACGUCGUGAUUAAAGUCCGUACCAGAGAGCUGCAGCAAGCACUUCGUCUCAGGGAGGAAAGUUACACCGCUUUGCUGAAGGGAUUGACAAGUGUACCAAACCGGACAUAUCUAUGGGUCACGCUCGUCCUCGAUGUGGUAAAAGCCAACAUCAGGAAAACAAGACCUGCAAUAGAGGCCAUUCUCUGCGAGCUUCCUCAAUCUGUGGAGGCAGCCUACGAAAAAAUACUCUCACGGGCCGACAGUCAAGAUGGAAUCCUGGCUAGAAAUAUCUUUCAGGUUAUUCUGGCCGCCACACGCCCUUUCUCCGUGCUGGAAAUGUCUCGGGCCCUUGCCAUCAAUGGGGCGUCAAAGAAUGAGGAACAAGUGCAGAAUGAGACAGAAGAUGAGUUCCGUGAGGUUAUCCGCCAGCUUUGUGGACUUUUUGUUAUCAUUGUCGACUCGAAAGUCUAUUUUCUUCAUCAGACGGCGAAGGAGUUCCUGCUGCAAAAGCGAGCAGCAGUUUCACCACAUCGUCCUAUUACACAGCGCGAUUCCCAGUGGAGGCAUUCUCUGUCACUUGAAGACUGCCACCUUUUUUUGGGAAAGAUAUGCGUUCUGUGUCUAUUGCUCCAGCCAAAGGAAAGCCCAUCUGAAGAUCCUUCCACGGGAGAUGCCUCCCACACUCUUGUGAAUUACGCCAGAGCUGAUUGGAAGUGGACAUUUCACUUACGCGCAGCUGGCAGCAUUCAUGCGGUGCUUUCUCAAGCAGCCAGGCUAUGCGUUAAGCUUACGGAGAUCAAACCCGAAGAUGGGACAAUCCUUCCCCGUAUUGCCUAUUCAAGAAAUAUGAAUCCAGACAAUUGGGAAAAAAGUGUCAUCAAAACGGCUCAAAUAACGCCUUUGAUCAUUGCGUCAGCUCAUGGACUCGCUGCAAUUGUUAAGCUUUUGAUUGCAGAAAGACCUGAGGACAUACUGAAGACCGACAAAGCAUACGGCCGAAAUGCCAUUGGCUGGGCGUUGGCCCAAGGACGUACAGAUGUCGCGCAAGUCUUCUUCACCGAAGUUGAAUGGGGGACAGUAUUCAGAGCCCUGCAGGCAGAUGGCUGGUACACUAUCACGCCUGCAUUACUUUGUUUUAACGGGAGACAUGAGGCAAUUGCAAAACUCCUUGUUGAAAAGGUAACUGAGAGGGAAAAUUGGCUCAUGGAUCAAGAGAGGUUGUUCACCAAAGGUCGACUCCUUCACAACGCGGCCGCGUGCGGCUUGGUGAACAUAAUGCAUAUCCUCAUCGAAAGGGGCGAGAAUGUCGAUGCCAAGGACAGCUCGAUGGCGACUGCUUUACAUUGGGCAGCUCGCAGCGGAGCCACAGAUUCCGCAAAGCUGCUUUUGGAUCUCGGUGCGCGGAUCAACGCACGGGAUCAAAAUGGGGCUACGCCCAUCCAUUGGGCGGCUGCAGAAAGCCCGAUGGGUAACAAUUGCAGCUUAGUCCAAUUGCUGGUAAAUCGAAAGGCAUCACUUUACCCUAAGAAUAACAAUGGCGAAGCCCCUCUUUUUCUCGCAGUCAGACGCGGAUGGACAGAAUGCGCUGAAUUGCUGUUGGACCGAGGCGCGGUAGUCGAUGCUCAAAACGACAAGGGCGAUACGCCUCUUUUCCUCGCAGUUCGACACGGCUGGAUCGAGAUCGUUCAGCUACUUUUAAAUCGAAACGCAAUGGUCAAUGUAAUCAGUCAAGAUGGACUUACUCCUCUCCAGGAAUUGUUUCAGCCUGGCAAGACCUGGAACAGCAUCACUUCGGAAAUUUUCGUAUUACUGUUGGAUCGAGGUGCAUUGGUUAACUGCAAAGACAGCAACGGAGAUACAGCAAUGCAUUGGGCAGCUAUCAACGGCUAUCAAAAAGCACUUAAACUGCUGUUGAAUCGAGGGGAAGCAGUCGAUCCUAGAAACAACUACGGCUCUACCCCUCUCUUUCUCGCGCAAACGAAUCGAGAUGCCGGUGUAACUCGACUCCUCUUAGACGCAGGUGCACAAGUCAAUGCCGUCAACACUUUUGGGUGGACUCCUCUUCAUGAAGCCAUUAGAUCUAGGAAUUCCGAGCUCGACCGCGUUAUAUUGCUUCUGGAACAAGGUGCACUGAUUGAUUAUCAGGAUUAUCUUGGGGAUGCUCCGCUGCAUCUGGCAGUGGCCAUAAAGUGGGAAAUGGGGGCUCGACUACUCUUAGAUCGAGGUGCACAGGUGGAUUUGCAAAACAAAAAUGGUUUGACUCCGUUGCAUUUGGCAGCGGAAAGAACGCUUGAAGAAGAGGCUCGACUACUUUUAGAUCGAGGUGCACAGGUGGAUUUGCAAAACAAAAAAGGUUUGACUCCGUUGCAUUUGGCAGUUGUUCGUCAAUGGGAAAAGGGGGUCCAAUUGUUUUCAAAUCGAGGUGCGCAAAAGGAUCUCCAAACGAACGACGGGUUGACUCCUCUGCAUUUGGCAACGGUACAAAAGCCAAAGAGGGACAGGUCGAUGUUCAGAAUGCUAAAGGAGAAACUCCACUUCAUUGGGCAGUUAGGUGUCAUUGGCAAGAAGGUGUUCGGUUGCUUUUGGGCCAAAACGCACAAAUUGAAGUUCAAGAUGUCGACGGGGACACCCCACUGGAUUGUGCAAUUGAGGAUGGUUGGGAAGAAGGGGUUCGAUUACUUCUGGCCACAGUUGAAAAAGGAGAGUGUUGAUGUCUAG